Molecule: messenger RNA, 1317 nt
Organism: Ilex paraguariensis (yerba mate)
Lineage: Eukaryota; Viridiplantae; Streptophyta; Magnoliopsida; Aquifoliales; Aquifoliaceae
Source: the annotation of a GenBank genome assembly
AUGGGAUGCUCGUUUUCGGGACUGAAUGCACUGUACGACGCCGUAAAUGGAGGCGGAGACGUGUGGAUCAAUGAGAACCGGUACAGAAUCAUCAGGCAGCUCGGCGAAGGUGGGUUUGCCUAUGUCUACCUCGUGAAGGAAAUAGUCGCCGACUCAGCCUCCGGUGGUGGCGUCUCAAAGAAACUUAAGGAUUCUUCUUUCAUCUCCGAUGAUGGAACUUAUGCGAUGAAGAAAGUUCUCAUUCAAACUAACGAGCAGCUAGAGCUGGUGAGGGAGGAGAUUCGUGUUUCAUCUCUGUUUGGCCAUCCCAAUCUCCUUCCACUCCUUGAUCAUGCUAUAAUUGCAGUCAAGGCCUCACAAGAUCAGGCUUGGAAGCACGAAGCAUACUUGUUGUUUCCGGUCCAUUUGGAUGGAACUUUAUUGGACAACGCCAAUGCUAUGAAAGCUAGGAAGGAAUUCUUUUCUACCUCAGAUGUUCUUCAUAUUUUUCGGCAGCUUUGUGCAGGGCUUAAGCAUAUGCACAAUUUUGAGCCUCCAUAUGCACAUAACGACGUCAAACCUGGUAAUGUUCUUCUAACACAUAUGAAAGGACAGCCACCCAUUGCAAUAUUGAUGGAUUUUGGAAGUGCUCGUCCUGCAAGGAAACAAAUUCGCUCUCGUUCAGAAGCAUUACAAUUGCAGGAAUGGGCAUCUGAACACUGCUCUGCACCUUUCCGGGCUCCUGAGUUGUGGGAUUGCCCAAGCCAUGCAGAUGUUGACGAAAGAACUGAUAUCUGGUCAUUAGGUUGCACUUUAUUUGCAAUAAUGUAAGACACCCCUUCAUCUCAUUCAGUAAGACACCCUUUCAUCUCUUUGCACUGAAUUAUCAUUUAUAAUGCAUUAGUUGGUGUACACAUACGUUAUACGUUGACCAUGUUUCACCGUAAGUGGAGAAAUCUUAUUUUCUUAGGACUUAGAUAAUUUCAUAUCCAUAACACUAAGCACCAAUUAGAAAUUCAAAAUUAGAACUAAAUUUUUUAAGGAUAAAAAUUUGAGAUAAACAAUUCAAGAAGAUUAAUAAUCCAAUAUGAAGGGAGUUAGAAACUUGAAUACAUCUAUGUUCUAGAGGCCUACAUAUGCUACAUGAACAUAGAUUGGAAAGAAAAUAUGUGUCUACCUAUAGUUCUAGGAAAGCCAAAAAGAGUUUGGAAAUUACUAAAAGAUUGCAAGAGUGCAAAAGAAUUAGAAAGUCUAAUAGUCCAAUAAGUAAUACAUAAUAUAUAAUAGAUGGGUUAAAUUUGGUGAUUUGAUUGGAUAUGAACAAAAUGUGGCAGUUCA